AUGAAGAACAUACCUAAAAUUUUUACAUUCUCCCUGAAAAAUGAAAUCAAUACAGAAGAUGCAAGUUUGUUUCAGGGGAAAAUCGAACUCAGCGAGACUAGAAAAAGACGAGUGCAAAAUGAACGACUCCUGAAACUAAUGACUAAACCAGUGUUAAAGAAAAUUGUCACUGUUCAAGACGCUUGUUGUGGUUCUCAAGUUUCUUUUGCGACCUCAGAACAACUCUGGGUAAGUGGUAGUAGCACGAAUCUUUACCUGAUCGACUCAGACGGUAAAAGUUUACACCACCGGACAGAUAAACAAAAUCUUUGCCCUGGUUCCCACACAGUGAGCCUUGCUGGAGAACUCAUUUACAUAGACUUAGAUUAUAAUAUCUGUAAACUAUGUAAGGACAACAAAACAAAAAUUACACUGAUGAAUAAAUCUGAACCAUGGAAACCACAGGAAAUUUAUUGUUCUCAAUUCUCUGGAGACCUGCUUGUUUUGAUGAAAAAAUAUAGCCCGUCAUAUCCAAUUAAUAAUGUAGACGCAAAAGUUGUUAUAUUCAAUGGAUUAGAAGAAAAACAAACCUUCCAGUUUGAUGACAAGGGACAUAAACUUUAUAUUGACCCAGAGUGUAUCACAGAGAACCGAAACGGAGAUGUUAUUGUUUUUGACCUGAUUCACGAUUGCAUUCUUGGACCAUCAUGUCUAGUUGUGACAGAUCGGAAUGGAAGUCAUCGCUUCACUUACUAUGGAUCAGAAUAUGACCCCCAACUGAAACUGGAACCAUGUGGGAUUUGUACAGAUGCACUAUCAAACAUCCUUAUAGCUAACCAAAGCUCAAGCACAGUGCAUAUGAUUGACAAGGAUGGCAAAUUCCUUUCCUUGCUACUGACAAAGGAACACGGUAUUAGUGGUCCAUGGGGUAUCAGUUACGAGGAAAGAUCCCACCUUCUUUGGGUUGGAUCUAUUAAAGACAACAGGUUGUGUGUGUACAGAUAUAUUGAAAGACAGAACCAUCUUGUUUAA
Saccostrea echinata is the source of this 1011-nucleotide messenger RNA. RefSeq lists its product as uncharacterized. The record is from RefSeq and is a predicted model, not a curated record. The coding region runs from base 1 to 1011 and encodes 336 amino acids. The transcript has a single exon. NCBI's taxonomy places the organism in Eukaryota, Metazoa, Mollusca, Bivalvia, Ostreida, Ostreidae.